AUGGAGCUUCCACCCGAUGAUUGUGGACCACAGAUCUUUAGCAACCUUGACCUGGUUUCCUUGACUCACAAAGCUGUCCCUGAUUUGAAGACACCAACCCGGAAGCGAAUGGAAUCUGUCAGUGAGGGGCUUUCUGCAGAGAAAGCACUGAAGUGCUGUGCAAAGAUGUGUGUCCACCAUUUCCGGGCAAGCUCACAGAGAGUCAAAAGCAUGGAGGAGAUCCGCUCCAAGAUGGCUGACCUGAACCAGGAAGAGACCAAUGCAUUUAUCUUGGGUAUUCUUGGCAAGCUAUCUAAAAAGGAGAACGUGGGAGACUCACUGUCGUUGGAGUGGGCGCUGUGUGGAGCCACUCUAUGCCGCAAUGGUUUCUGCAUUUUGCUUGGCAUCAAUGAGAAAAGGGUGAUGCGGCUUCUUGAUGGUCUUGCUUUGAACCUGGUUCCACCAGACAAGAGGAAGCACAAUGGCCGCGCCCCUUCCAAGGGCAACAAUGUGGAUUCUUUCUUCACAUACUACUACUGGAACUUUGCUGAGACAUUGGCAGAGGCACCGCCGGAGGAAGAACUGCAAGGUGCUGCUAUGUGCACCUCUGGCCUCUUUCUGCCUAGUGAGGCUUCAUCAGAGCUGCCAGCAUCUUUCAUGGAGGGCUCAGCUCACUACUCAGAAGCUGCUUUGGCAGAGGUGAAUGCUCCAGCAAAAAUGGUGAGACUCACACCAUCGGAUGGAUCUACAAGCUUGGCACCGCGGUACAUCAACCACAUGACCAUGGAAGCAUUCUACCAGAUCUACUUGAUGUGGGCCAACGGGGCAGCCCUUGAUGAGUCUGAGAUUGCUGGAUGUUGGUGCUUCCGCAAGACCUAUGACACUCAAUGGAAGUCCACUUUGCGGAUGCGAACUGUAUCACAGCAUGCCAGGUGCAGUACUUGUGCAGAGUUCAGCGCCAGGUGCAACAAAGCAGCCUGUGAGUCUGACCGCUUGAAGUUGGAGGCUGUGCAGAAGGGCCACCUUCUCAACGUGCACCAGUACCGCCUCAUUCAGGGGCGGUUGAACACCCUCAGCGAGACAGAGGGCUCCAACAUUUUGAAGAUUGACCUGGAUGGCCUUGACCAGAAUAAAACAAAGUUUCCCAGGAAUCUAGCAAGCUCCAAGACUCUAUCUAGCUGCUGGCGUCCUCAGUUACACCUGGUAGGUGUUAUCGUGUGGGGUGUUGUUGAGGGAUAUGUCAUUUUGCCACCGGAUGUGGAAAAGGACUCCAGUUGCGAGGCCACGUUGGUGAUGAAGGCUGUGGACUGGGCCCAUGAAGAGCUAUCUCGCCAUGGCCGUUCUUUGCCAGAACAUCUGGUCAUAGAGACGGACAACUGUGUCAGAGAAGGCAAAAACCAGAUCAUGGCCAAGCUGAGUGCCAGUGCAAUCAUCACAAACCGGUUCAGGUCAGUCACGCACAUCUUUGGCCAAGUGGGGCACACACACGGCCCCAUUGACCAGCGGUUGGGCCAAGCAGCUGCCACAUUCAGCAAGCAAGCUUGCAUUGAAUCACCUGAGGAUUUUGUGGAUCUGCUCAAGAACCAGUUCUCACCAAUCCGGAACAGAACCCUCAAGGUAGAACUACUCCCAGGAAGUCUGGAUAUGAAGAAAUACCUGUCUCAGUACACUGUUGAGAUUGGAGGCCUGGUGACCUCCCACCAUGAUCCAGCUGAUGCAAACCAUUGCUGGCGCUUCAUCCGCCGCAGUGACCUGCCUGUCUAUGAUGACCAAACUGGUGAGUCGUGGGCUCCUCAAGAGAUCCCAAAAGAGAGCUACCCGCACCUUCCAAACGACUGCAUCCUUUUGGUCAAACACUUGGUGAACUCAGAGAGCCUGAGUCAGAGCCCAAUGACUUUGCUCCCAGCAUCCUUCCAAGACAAGGUGAAGGUUGGAGUGCAAGCUCUUCCCAGGAACUUGAUUGCGGACAGGGCCAGAAAGGAGUUCCGUCGGACUGCGGAUGUGGUGGAGAGGGACCCGUGGCUACUACAUAAAGCUGCAAAAGCUUUGCGAGAGUGGGUGGACAACAAUGAGAAGCAGGAGUGGCCAGAGAUUCCAGAGCCCAAGUGGUGGUUCAGUACUGAUGUGCGUGAGCUGGGUGUGGAACCAACUCCCAAUGGGUGGGAGAAAUUUGCACCUGGGCCAGUGCGGCAGGUUACCAUCACCCCGGGGGCUGCCAUUGGUGGAGAGCCAAAGAGACGUGGGAGACCUCCUAAAAGGAAGGAUGCUGAGGUAGAGAAAGUGGUACCGCUGGGGGAGGGUGAGCAGGUCUUUGGGCCCAGGUCCAAAAAACGGAGCACUGUGGUUCCUCCCACAGAGGAGAUCGUGCCUAAAGAUCUCUUUGGUGCUGCUGCUGACCUACCUGCUGACCCACCUGCUCCAGAGAUGCCUUGGCCUACCCGGGCAACCUUUGCAGGCAGGAAGAAGCCAACUAAUGAGGAGGCUGGUGCAAUCUUUGAAGCUCGGAGGUCAAAGUUCUAUGAAAUGGUGCCUUCUCAGUAUUGGCGGGAUGGGCUUGAGCGGGACUACUGGAACAAGUGUGUCCAGGGUGGCUGUGUGGAUUUGGCAGUGGAGGAGUUCUUGAAAGACCAUGGUGCAGCAGCUUCAAACCAAGGUGCUGGUCGUGGGCGUGGGCGUGGCCGUGGCAAGCAGGCCAAGGCGAAAGCCAUGCCCAAGGAGCCUGGCAGGAACCGAGGCCGUGGCCGCAGCAAGGCUCUGGGCAAGCGCUAG
Molecule: messenger RNA, 2748 nt
Organism: Durusdinium trenchii
Lineage: Eukaryota; Dinophyceae; Suessiales; Symbiodiniaceae
Source: the annotation of a GenBank genome assembly